Messenger RNA from Colossoma macropomum (tambaqui), 2706 nucleotides. RefSeq lists its product as uncharacterized. The coding region runs from base 1300 to 1944 and encodes 214 amino acids. The transcript has 8 exons. The record is from RefSeq and is a predicted model, not a curated record. Lineage: Eukaryota; Metazoa; Chordata; Actinopteri; Characiformes; Serrasalmidae.
AGUUCCUCAUAUUUAUCUUGUUAGAAAUAUCUCCUAAAAUAAAUAACUUAAUUGGUGUUUUAACUGGAAAUUAUAUAAAUGAAGGGACUGGGACUGGUCUGGGACUUGUAUGUACAUUACUGCACAUGUAUAUGAUUUUUGGUCCUAUUUCAGUCCACUCCCUAGUAUAUUAGUAUGUCCUGUACAAAAAAAAACAGUACACUGUAUGUUCAAAAGUAUCCAGACAUCCCUUGUACAUAAAAAUUCAGCGACUUUAAGAUGCACCCAUUACACAGCUUUUAUAAUAUUUAUAGAAAAGCAUUGCUAAUGGAAUGGGAAGCUGAGGAGCAACCGAACAUAAGGACACCAUGCCAAAUGCCAAGCGUCAGCUAGAGGGAUAUGAAGACCCCCAGCAAUAUUCUGUGGAGCAGUGAUGGAACUGUGCUAUCUGGAUUGAUGGAGCUCCAUCUAAUACAUUUGAAAUGAGUUGGAUUGGAAUUUGUGAUCCAGAACAAAUCAUUCAACAUCAGUACCUGACCUCACUAAUUCUACUGUGGCUGAGUACAAUCAAAUCCUCACUGCAGUGUUCCAACAUCUAGUGUAAAGACUUGCCAGAUGAGUAGAGGCUGUUACUGCAGCGAAGUGAGGACAAACUCCCCAUUAACACGUUUGAUUUCAGAAGUAACAUUGGAUGAGCUUGUGUGUGUGUGUGUGUGUGUGUGUGUGUGUGUAAGUAUGAGUAACUUUUAGAAACCCUCUAAAAAAUAAUAUAUUGAAAAGUAUUAGUCAUUUCAUACAUUACAAUGUAUUACAUUCUUUUAAUAUUUUGGAAUACACUGAUCACAUAUAACAGUAUAUUUUCUUUUGGGCUGGAGAUCGAUGACGACCAUCAAUGCUUUGUUUGAGAGUGCGUGCACAGUUUUUAGAUCUUAAUUCAUCUCAGUAUGAUUUUUAUAAGUUGUACCAAGAACAACACAUUUGAGGAAAAGCUCCCUUUUGUUUAGAAUAUCCCAGAAGAAGCAGCAUUCAUUACACUCGUUUACUCUCUUUUCUUUUGAGCUUUAACAGAAUCUCAGUGCUGGUCCCAUCUGCACAAAGGCACCUUUCUAUUAGUACAAUAGCCCUGAGAAACAGUGACCCAGGGGGCUGAGGUGAUAUGGACACACAGCUUAUCAUCCCUAAACUUACUGCAGUCCAGCACAAUUAAACCAAGGAGAUGCAUUCAAAAGCAGGGAAGGACAGAUGAAAGAACAACAAAUGAAGGGGAGUCAAACGAAGCACCUGAAUGAAGUUGAGUAGCUGGUUACUCAAGAAGACAAGAUGUUUUGCAGCCUCUUUCUGACAUAUCUCUUUGAGCUUGUGUACAUUGGUGCAAGUCUGCUUUUUCAGUCUCCCAGUGUGACUGUGGAUGUGGGUACAAAUGUGACAUUAUUAUGCGAUAUAUCACAUGCAUUUGGUCAGUGCUCCUCUGUCAGGUGGCUACUCUACCAGCCAGUAGGUGGCCUCAGGAUCUACACCCACCUCAGCAGAGGCUUCAAGGCCAUCACCCAUGAAGCUCAGCGAGACACGCAGUGCCUACUGAAUAUUCCCCAGGCCAGUCUUUCACAUAGCGGCACAUUUUACUGUCUGCUGUUGAAUUUAGGGGUGGAUUAUAUGGGUAAUGGAACAGAGCUGACUGUCAUGGACACAACUGACAAAGCAAAGGUGAAUGAAGACCACAGAAUGAUUUCGGAACAAGUUAAGGAAUGUCAGUGUUUACUCCCCUUGGCAGUUUUUGGAGGCGUCUCCCUUCUUCUACUCAUCUUAACCAUCAUAGCAGUGUGCAGCUGGCAGAGGAGAGGAAUAACUCAUCAAAGGAACAGCAAUGCAACAGGGAAACAUCAGCAAUCUUCAAGCGAGACGCAGUAUGCUACCCUUAAGUUUGGACCUAGGAGGCAGGAGGGUAUUACACAUUCCUGUACCUAAGACCUGUGUAAUACAACAAUCAUUUUAGCAAAAUCUCAAUGUUACUCAGUCUGGAACAUAAACAUGCCACACUUCUGCAAUUUUGCAACCAUGUUAUUAACAUCCAUUUAUGUGCAUUUCAUUUUACCUUGAGAAUGAAGUCUUUAUUUAGUUUUAAUCAUCCUACAGAAGCCUAAACAGAGUUCUUUGUCAAUGUACACUCAGUGAGCCAGUUCUCCACUAGAAGGCAGUAGAUUACUUAAUUUUGAAUUGCAAGGCUGUACAGUGUACUUACAUUCUGACUUCUUAUGCUCUUUUGCAUUUGUUCUCAUUUCCAGUUGACGUUGUUUGUAGCCUGUAAUUAAAGCAAGAGGAUACAAGUGAUUGUAAAUGUGGAUUAUUUGUGAAAGCACCAUAAGAACACACAUGAAAGGUACUAUUAAAAGACCACUGGUGGAUAAAGUACAACUUCUGUACUGGAGUGAAAGUAGAAAAAGAGAAGAGAUAGGGGCACAUACUAGCACAUUAUAUUUUUUGCUUUUUUAUUACUAAUAAUUUCUCUAUACAAACAACCUGUACAUCUCUGUUACAAAUAAAAACAAACUUUCCAGCUUCUUCUGUUCAGAAACAAUGUAGCUAAAAGUGGUCUGAGUGCAAAUGUUAGGCAGGGUUGACUGGGGAUUGAGGGAUGGUUGUAACAGUCACUAAAACAGUCAGGUAGAUUGAUGCAAACAUAGUUAAUUCAAUACAACUCUAUAAACUAGACAAGAUUUUCAAUCAAAA